Molecule: messenger RNA, 516 nt
Organism: Anisakis simplex (herring worm)
Lineage: Eukaryota; Metazoa; Nematoda; Chromadorea; Rhabditida; Anisakidae
Source: the annotation of a GenBank genome assembly
AGUGCUGAAUUCGACAAGAUGAUUUCGUAUAGACUCGAGGUUAUAGAUAUGCGACUCUAUGUGAAGACCAUUAAUGCUUAUAGUGGUUUAAAUGUAGCACUUAUGAAAACCCUUAACAAGAACAAUGGAAAAUAUGUUUUGCGCCACAGUUCAAUGCAAUUACUUUAUGUUAGUCCCGGUCGCUAUGAAGUUGGUCCUGCAGUUAUUUUCACAGAUAGGAUCCCGCGAAGGAGAGAAGCAUUUAAUGGUAAUCAAAGCAAGAAUCCAUUUUACUUUGAUCAUUAUCAUGUCCGUGAAAUCAGUGUGAAUGCAGGAGAAUUAGUGUUUCCCGCAGUUCCGUACAAUGUCAAAUUCCCAUACAGAUGUACUAAAGCAUAUCACGAUAUGUUCGUUGGUCUGAUAUUUUUUAUUGUGUUUAGAUAUUUUCGGCGUUUAUUUUGUCUUAACACUAUUAUAUAUCGAAACACAAAGCAUUCAUAUAAUACAAACAGAAAGGGGAGGAGAUCCUCCAAAUGA